AUGGCGGGAGGCAAGAUAAGGAAGGAGAAGCCAAAGGCGUCGAAUCGAGCUCCGUCGAACAAUUACCAAGGAGGAAUAUCCUUCCACAAAUCCAAAGGACAGCAUAUCCUCAAGAACCCCCUGCUCGUCGAUUCGAUCGUCCAGAAAGCCGGGAUUAAGAGCACCGAUGUCAUCCUCGAGAUCGGUCCCGGUACCGGAAACUUGACCAAGAAGCUUCUCGAAGCUGGUAAGGAAGUUAUCGCCAUCGAGCUCGAUUCUCGUAUGGUUCUCGAGCUCCAGCGCCGUUUUCAAGGAACUCCCUAUUCCAACCGCCUCAAGGUAAUCCAAGGAGAUGUGUUAAAGACGGAGCUUCCAAGGUUUGACAUAUGUGUGGCGAACAUUCCGUAUCAGAUAUCAUCGCCACUGACAUUCAAGCUGCUCUUCCACCAAUCAAGCUUCAGAUGCGCUGUGAUUAUGUACCAAAGAGAGUUCGCUAUGAGGCUCGUUGCUCAGCCUGGAGACAACCUCUACUGCCGUCUCUCUGUCAACACUCAGCUCUACGCCAGAGUCUCCCACCUCCUCAAAGUCGGCAAGAACAACUUCCGUCCGCCUCCCAAGGUCGACUCCUCUGUUGUUCGGAUCGAGCCGAGGAGGCCACAGCCUACGGUUAACAAGAAGGAGUGGGAUGGCUUCUUGAGAGUCUGCUUCAUCAGGAAAAACAAAACCCUCGGGGCUAUUUUCAAGCAGAAGUCUGUUCUUUCCAUGCUCGAGAAGAACUACAAGACUCUUCAGGCCGUGCUUGCUUCCUUGCAGAACAAUGGCGAAGCUGCUGCUCUCAACACCACCACCACGAGCAUGGAUCUUGGUGACCAGAGCAUGGGACUCGAAGAUGACGAUGAAAUGGAUGAUGAUGAUGAGGAUAUGGAGAUGGAUGAAGGACAAGGAGGACAAGCGUCAGAGUUCAAGGAGAAAGUGAUGAAUGUGUUGAAGGAAGGCGAUUUCGAGGAGAAGAGAUCUUCAAAGCUUUCACAACAAGAGUUUUUGUAUCUUCUUUCCUUAUUCAACAAGUCCGGUAUUCACUUCUCAUAA
Molecule: messenger RNA, 1068 nt
Organism: Microthlaspi erraticum
Lineage: Eukaryota; Viridiplantae; Streptophyta; Magnoliopsida; Brassicales; Brassicaceae
Source: the annotation of a GenBank genome assembly